Molecule: messenger RNA, 939 nt
Organism: Hyla sarda
Lineage: Eukaryota; Metazoa; Chordata; Amphibia; Anura; Hylidae
Product: taste receptor type 2 member 4-like
Exons: 1
Coding region: 1-939 (312 amino acids)
Biological process (GO): sensory perception of taste; G protein-coupled receptor signaling pathway; detection of chemical stimulus involved in sensory perception of bitter taste
Cellular component (GO): membrane
Molecular function (GO): bitter taste receptor activity; G protein-coupled receptor activity
Source: RefSeq, a predicted model, not a curated record
AUGUCUAUCGAUGACUGGAACGACCUGGGACAAGUCAUUGCUUUAAUCCUGGAGGUAACAGCAGGAGUACUGUUCAAUAUCUUUAUUAUAUCUAUCAUCUUCUAUGACUUCUACAGAGAGAAAAACAUGGGCAGCAGCAAUAAAAUCUUAGUGUCCCUCUGCAUCUCCAAUGUGAUCUACAACAUUCUGGUAUUUGCCGGUUUACUGGAUGAGUUUGUUGACCUUCGAGUCCCGUCCACAUUUUGCUUGUCCUCUGUGUACAUCGUAUUACUGUUCUUCAGCGUCAGUUCUUGUGCAUGGCUUACCGCCAGCCUCGGAACCUUCUACUUCAUCAAGAUAUCCCAGGUUGGACUUCUUGGUUGGGUGAAGAUCCACAUCAGCUCCAUUGUUCCUUGGAUGUUGUUGGUGCUUGAAGUCGUGUCAUUCAUCAACAGCUUCUUCAGCAGCUUCCUUCUCAUCUCUUAUCCGACCAGCUCCCGAAACGUCACAGAGAGUCCUUCAUCUGUCUUGAGGGUCCUGGCAAGGAACAAGUCAGAGUUUAUUAAUGGCGUCCUAGCUGUUACCUCCAUACCAUUAAUUGUGGCUGUCAUCUCCACCAUUUGCACUGUAUGGACACUGAAACGGCACUGGCAGAAGAUGAAGGGCAGUAAGGCAACACAGGACAGCGAGCGCCUGAUGGCAUAUUUACGGGUGGUUUGUAGAAUGUCUAAUUUACUUAUGUUCUAUGGAGUCUUCUAUGCUUUGGUGUUGGUUUUUUUUUUUUCUGUUGUUGAUAGAAUGAAGUCUGGAUUAUGGAUAACUCUGCUGCUCAUGUCCUCCUUCACCCCUGUACAAUCCGUCCUCCUCAUUUUCAGUAACCCCAGACUUCAAGGUGCCUGGAAGAAGAUGAUAUGUUAUGAUACAUUCUUCAGGUUCCUAUGUGGAAGCAAUAAAGGAUGA